Rhagoletis pomonella (apple maggot) is the source of this 924-nucleotide messenger RNA. RefSeq names its product ATP-dependent DNA helicase PIF1-like. The transcript is spliced from 3 exons. NCBI's taxonomy places the organism in Eukaryota, Metazoa, Arthropoda, Insecta, Diptera, Tephritidae. Bases 1 to 924 code for a protein of 307 amino acids. Gene Ontology annotation, molecular function: DNA helicase activity. The record is from RefSeq and is a predicted model, not a curated record. Gene Ontology annotation, biological process: telomere maintenance; DNA repair.
AUGGCUAUGCUAUUUUAUCCCUGGCGUAGCGCAGCAGCUGAUUUAAUCGAUGCUGACAUAGAACGAGUUUGUAAUGACAACAAAUCAAUUAUUGAAGAGAACAAGCAGAAAUACGACAAGUUCUCAGACCGUGAGCUCAAAAAUAUUUUGGAGAACUUAAAUCAGCAAACAGCAGAGGAAGAUGUUCAGGUUGAUGUUACCCCUUUCUUGGAUGAAGAGUUUAGAGCACUAGCUAUUCCAGAAAUCGGCAAUGAUGUCGACGUAUUUCAAAUCGAUGAGCCACAGGACCCAAAUUUGGAGGAGGUCAGCGAGUAUUUUGGAGGUAUACCAUUAAUUGUUUUUGGCGACUUAAAGCAACUCUCGCCAGUAGGAGACAGAUGGAUUUUCUCCCCAAACCAAUUGGAUCCAUAUAGCGGAAUUACUGGCACACCACUUUGGGAUUUGUUCCGUUUAUUCGAACUCACCGAAAUAAUGCGCCAAAGAGAAGAUCAGACAUUUGCCGUUGCUCUCAACAACAUGUCCGAAGGAAAUAUGACAUCUGAUGAUAUCGAGCUCAUUAAAGCAAGAGAACCCAAUUUUAACGAGAUACCCAACGACUGUAUUCAUCUUUUUUGUUCCAACGCGGAUGUAUCUCUAUAUAAUACUGCAAGAUUGGCUAAAAUCGCCACAGAAGAGUUUAUCUCUACAGCGAAAGACAGUAUGAAGGCGAACUCUCUUUCGGAGCGAAGUAAAACGGUUAUAUUGGAUGCCAUUAAGAAUUUUAAAAUAUCGGAGACACAAGGAAUGUGCUACGGUUUACAACUGAAAACCUCAGCAAAAUACAUGUUUACGGUCAACAUUAAUACUGAGGAUGGUUUGGGUUACAAUUAUGGUAUUUAUAAUCAUGUCUUUCAUGAUUACGAUUACAGUAAUCUUAGUCCUUAA